AUAAUGGAUGGAGGAAAUCAAUCUACAGUGUCAGAAUUUGAGCUUCUUGGACUUUGCCACUCAUGGAAUAUACAGAUUUUACUCUUCAUCGUAUUUCUGACUUUUUAUCUGGUCAUUUUGUUUGGAAAUGCUAUCAUCUUGAUCAUAAUUAUUGUUGACCCUCAUCUUCAUUCCCCCAUGUACUUCUUUUUGGUCAACUUGUCCUUUUUUGAUAUGUGGCUUUCCUCAGUGACAACUCCCAAGAUGAUCACAGACUUUUUCAGGGAGGACAAGACCAUUUCCUUUGGAGGAUGCAUGUGCCAGAUUCUCUUUGUCCAUUUCAUUGCAGGGAGCGAGAUGGUGCUGCUAGUGGUAAUGGCCUAUGACCGCUAUGUGGCCAUCUGCAAGCCACUGCACUAUUCCAUCCUCAUGAGCCUGCACAGAUGCAUUGGACUUGUAGUGACUGCGUGGACAGCUGGCUUUCUGCAUGGUAUUAGUCAAAUGGUUGUGAUUGUGCAGCUGUCAUUCUGUGGACCAAGGAAAAUAGACAGCUUUUUCUGUGAUAUACCACUGGUAAUUAAAUUAGCCUGCAUGGAUUCUUCUGACAUGGGAGCGUUAAUGAAUGCUGACAGUGGAAUUGUGGCUGUAACCUGCUUUAUUCUUGUGCUGAUCUCCUACCCAUACAUUCUUCUCACUGUCUUCCAAAGUUCUAAAACAGGUGCUUUCAAGGCACUGUCCACCUGCACUGCCCACAUCACAGUGGUGGUCAUCUUCUUUGUGCCCUGUAUCUUCAUUUAUGUGUGGCCACUAAACAUCACAUGGUUUGACAAAUUUCUUGCUGUCUUUUACUCUAUUUUUACUCCCCUGCUAAAUCCAAUUAUUUAUACUCUAAGAAAUAAGGAGAUGAAAAGUGCUAUGCAGAGAUUUAGAAACUAUUACAAGGAUUCACAAGAAAACUGUUAA
Cavia porcellus (domestic guinea pig) is the source of this 942-nucleotide messenger RNA. RefSeq names its product olfactory receptor 4K14-like. NCBI's taxonomy places the organism in Eukaryota, Metazoa, Chordata, Mammalia, Rodentia, Caviidae. The record is from RefSeq and is a predicted model, not a curated record. Gene Ontology annotation, molecular function: G protein-coupled receptor activity; olfactory receptor activity. Gene Ontology annotation, biological process: G protein-coupled receptor signaling pathway. Gene Ontology annotation, cellular component: plasma membrane. Bases 4 to 942 code for a protein of 312 amino acids. The transcript has a single exon.